This is a messenger RNA of Colias croceus (clouded yellow), 5615 nucleotides long. RefSeq names its product disks large homolog 5 (gene Dlg5). Lineage: Eukaryota; Metazoa; Arthropoda; Insecta; Lepidoptera; Pieridae. The coding region runs from base 181 to 5499 and encodes 1772 amino acids. The transcript has 28 exons. Gene Ontology annotation, molecular function: protein binding. The record is from RefSeq and is a predicted model, not a curated record.
GUUUGCCUAAUAAAAGGUACAGAAACGGGAAAUGUUGGCAAAUUACUAAAGAUAAAUACGUGUAAUCGUUUUGUUCUCAUAUUUAUUCAUUUUCAUUUCACGAAUUGGUGUUACUUUCGACACGCCAUUCGAGGCUCUGCUCAGGAGACAAUGGACUACAGACACUAAUUGUGAAGAGAUAUGGCUUCUGGAACAUCUUCAUUGGAAAGUAAUGGAAGUAAUGAGUCAAUAUCACACAGCUACGUAAGCAAUGAGAGGCAUACAAGCACACAGAUCCCAACAAUCCCUCUGCCGAUCGAGUAUGAGGUUAUAUCAUCCAACUAUGACAAGAACUACUCGAGCCACUCGCACGCCAUGAGCGCGCCCUACGAACUUGGCCAGUACGAUGUAAUUAAUAAACAGGCGAACGAAAACUUAAAACAACAGUGCGAGAAGGCCCUACAUGACUUGAAUCAGCUGAGACGACAACAUACAGAGACAACAAGGAGGUGUGAACAUGUUAUGAAAGAAUUGGAAUACUUUCGUGGACAACACCGAGCUGCAAUGAAUCAAUUGGAGGUUUCUGCACAGGAGGCGAGCAGCCUCCGCGGGAAAUACGGAGAUUUACUUAAUGACAAUCAGAGACUGGAGCGUGAGGUUCAACACUUACAACAGAGCAGCACUCCGGAGGGCAGUUCGGAGGCCCUCGUCCACACACUUAGAAAGUAUGAGGCACUCAAAGAAGAGCUUGAUUGUUUUCAAAAGAGGUACGAUGACCUCAUAGAAACCCACAAUGGGACAUUGGAAAAGCUUCGUAUUGUGCAAGAGGAGAACAGCAGACUGAAGACACAGUGUCAUGAGUUGACGCAAGAGAGGAAUUCUGUGAUCCGCGAGCGAAACGCGCUCAAGCAACAAGUAGCGAGCGUGGUCCGGCAGUGGGAGGGCGCGCGGGACCGGGCCGACAUCAAGCGGCUCACGGACGAGCGGAACGCGGCCAUGGCGGAGUACACGCUCAUCAUGAGCGAGAGGGACACAGUGCACAAGGAGAUGGAGAAACUGUCCGAUGACUUGCAGGCUGCGUUGAAACGGGUUGCGGCCCUUGAGGGGGCGCUACAGGCCUCGAGAGACGAACAGAGGGCUACUGCUUUGCAGGCGGAAAGUUUGCGUAGGGAAAUCGAAUCUGCGCUCGUGGACCGCGACCGCGCUAUCAAAGAGUGCACAGAUCUCAAGACUCCGCAAAAUACAUCUACAUUGGGCAAGUCUAGGCAAGACAACACAGCAUACCAUCACAUGGGCCUGUCGAGUGGAGUCGGCAACGAUGGCUUCCUCAAUGGGCAACAUUCUAACGACCCAUCCAUGGAUAAAUUGCAGGGUCUAGUGGGCAUGUCAGCGGACGCGGCGGACAAGGAGCGCGUGGACGACCUGGAGCAGGCCAACCAGGAGAUCGAGCGCCUGCGCAAGCACGCCGACCGCCUGCAGGCCGACCUCGCCGACGCGCACCGAGAGGCCGAGGUCUCCAAACGAAGGAGAGACUGGGCCUUUUCAGAAAGGGACAAGUUGCUGCAAGAGCGGGAGAGCGUUAAGGCGUUGUGCAAUAGGUUGCGGAAGGAGCGCGACCAGAUGGUGGGCGAGCUGGCGGAGGCCCGGCGGCACGGCGGCGGCAAGCCGGCGGAGGGCAAGCCGCGCAAGCACGAGCCCUGCCGCAUCGCCGGCGACGGCGCUAGGGACCUGCAGGACUUCGAGUGGGAGACGCUGGAGGUGGAGCUGUGCGGCGACGCGGGCGGGCCGCUGGGCGCCGGCGUGGAGCUGUGCGGCGGCCGCGACCAGCCCUGCUUCCCCGGCGACCCCGCCGUCUACGUGGCCAGCGUCGCGCCCGGCUCGCUCGCCGACGGCAAGCUGCGCGUGCUGGACCGCAUCACGGAGGCGUGCGGCGUGGCGCAGUGGGCGCGCGGCGCGGCGUGCGGCGCGGCGCUGCGGGCGGCGCUGGCGCGCGGGCCCGUGCCGCUGCGUGUGCAGCGCGCGCGCGCCGAGCGGGCGCUGCUGCGCGUCGCCUCCGCCGGCAUCGCGCUGCACCACGGUUAUUUCAUAAGCAAAAUCGCAAGUGGCAGCGCCGCCGCUAAAGAAGGAAACAUCUACGUCGGUGAUCGAGUUGUUAGUAUAAACAACCGUUCGCUAGACAGCGUGAAGAGCGUGAGCGAGGCGAUGUGCUUGCUGAACGACAGCCAGUACGACUGCGUGCUGCUGACCGUGCUGAGACCGCUGUACCCGUGCUGCGAUCCCAGGAACAGAAUGUCUCUAUACGAGCAAUCGUACAGUGACGGCAAAACGGCCAACAUCUGCUCUCAGACAGACGACACGUGGACACCCUUCACUCCACCACCUCCUGAACCUAAGGUGCACAUCGACCACGGCGGUGACUUCGAGCGGCGCUACGUGUACCACGUGGCGGCGUCCAGCCAGGGGAAGAUACACCAGGAGAGAGGGACGUGGGAUAUGAUCAGGGGCAAAGUGGAGGCGUUCACUGGGCGGAGUAAGUCGAAGGAUAAGCAGAAUAAGGUACCGGAAUCUGACGCCAUCGCUGAGUUAGACUCUGUUAUUGACAGCUAUCAUGGCAAAACAAUCAAAGAAAGCAGUAGCGUCCUAAAGCGCUCCCGAAGAAAAAAUAAAGAAGCACAAAAUGAUGCCAAAAAUGGCGGCACAUGGCCUAAAGCGAGAGCAAAUUUUAUCUUAGAAGAAAAUGCCACCGGUACCAUAGUACAACCACGGUCUAGGAAAGAGAGGCCGCAUCUAUCUAUCCUGCUCAGUCCACCGACAAAACUUCCGCCUGAACCGCAGAGGUCGAACACGAAUCGGAAUUCGAAUCCCAUACCGUUGGGUCACAUGCCGUUAACUCAAGUUACGGCGCCGGCAAGACAUUCAGUGUACAAAUCAAUAGAAUCGAGUCCGGCUAUCGAACACUUUCCUAAACCAGCGCCUCUCGCUAUACACAACCCUUUCGCGUCACCAAACAACAUGAACUUCGAAAAAAGUAGAACAUUAGAAAAGGAAAGAGACAAAAUAUCGAUUAGUGAUUACGAGCAUGACGUCACACCGAACAGACUCAGCUUAGUUCUUAAUCCAUCAGACGAUUCUUUGGAUUAUCAACCCGCUACUAGAAACAGAACAAAAAGUCCGCAUUCAUUAGAUUUCAUGGUCAACAAGGGACCGAGCUCACUAGACUUUGUCACGCGAAAAUCGCCAAGCUCCUUAGAUCACACAAUAAAAAAUCAUACAGGAAAGGAUAUUCUCGAUCAGUAUUACUCAUCAAAAAAGUCGUCAUCGCCCAAAACUGUGAAUAAGUACCCCUCUGAUAGCGAUAGUUUCGGUCCUGAUAGUUUGAACAGCAAUGCAAACUUUCCCAUGACAGGGACUUUACCUUCACAAGCUAGAUUACAAUCGCAAUACUACAGAGGGCCGUUCACGAACUCGAACCCGCACACGUCCAGCAGAUACACACAUCUGUCAAGCCCAACGAAUAUUCCCCAAAGCCAAUCGGGAGAGAGUUUAGGGACUAGUUACGAUAUGCACUCUUUUACAUCACACACGCACAAUAUGUCGGAUUUACAACCCGUUCCUCGAGUUAACCGCGAAUACCAACACACGUACGAAGGCGGGACGUUUCCUAGAAAGAAAGAAAAUCAGCGAUUUCGAAUACCAUCCAACCCUAGUGUGACUUCCAAGAAUUCAGCUGGAAAAUUAAGUACAGGCUCCAUAGAGAGGAGUUCCGAAAGAAAUUCUCCCAUGCCGAAAUUUCAUGUGGAAGUUUUAAGCCCAGGACAUGGCGUUAAACAAUUAGCUCAUAAGGGAUUAAGAAACUCGAUGCCUGAAUACUGCGGUCUAGGUUGGAAUAAGCCUUUACCGGGGGAGCUACGGAGAGUUCACAUAGAUAAAAGUCAGCAACCUCUCGGCAUACAGAUAUAUUGUCCGCCGAGCAGCGGUGGCGUGUUCGUUUCUACUGUGAAUGAGAAUUCAUUGGCCAGCCAAGUCGGUUUACAAGUUGGAGAUCAAUUACUCGAAGUUUGCGGAAUAAACAUGCGUUCCGCGACAUACUCUUUGGCAGCUAGCGUGUUGCGACAAAUCGGCAACUCGAUAACAAUGCUCGUGCAAUACAGUCCAGAGAAGUACAAGGAUGAAAUGGAGGUGCCCGGAAGUUCGUCUUCUGGUGAGAGUUCUCAUGAUGAGGAGGUUUCUCUCUCGGGGUCUCCAACACCAAGAAAUUCUCCCGGUCCGCAGCAAUCCCUGCGAAUGGAUGUUCCAUCGACAGACGCUUCGACGUUAAGGCAGUCACAAGGCAAAGAUCUGCCCAGGUUUCUGCUGAUAGAGAUGCGCAAUUGUUCAGAUUUAGGUAUAAGCUUAGUGGGGGGUAACGCGGUGGGGAUAUUCGUGCACAGUGUUCAGAUGGACUCGCCGGCGUACAUCGCGGGACUGCGGACGGGAGACCAGAUCCUAGAGUACAAUAAUGUCGAUUUAAGACGUGCCACGGCUGAACAGGCCGCUUUGGAGCUAGCGAAGCCCGCUGAUAAGGUAAGCGUGCUCGUCCGGCACGAUCUCCAACAGUACCACGAAAUAAAGGACAAGCCGGGCGACGCGUUCUACAUACGCGCGGGAUUCGAUCGUUGCGCGAAAAUCACCUCUAUCGGCAUGGACACGAUAGACGAGUAUUCCCUGUGGUUCCGCAAGGAUGAAGUGCUCUUUGUGGACAAUACGCUGUUCAAUGGGGCCCCGGGGCUGUGGAGGGCGUGGCAGUUGGACUGCAAAGGCGUUAAGCGGCAUUGGGGCACUAUACCUAGUAAAUUCAAAGUGGAAGAGAUACUACGACGGUCUAUGGGCGCUCUAGACAAUGAUGCCCAAAGACGGGCCUCCAGCACAGCCCGAAGGUCGUUCUUCAGGCGCAAGAAGCACCGCGACAGCAAGGAGCUGGCGUCCUUCUCCAACACGGAGCUGGGCUGCUGGAGCGACUCCGGGACCCUCGCUGAUGAUGUACCGCCUCUGUCGUACCAGCGGGUUGAGAGGCUGCAUUACGGCAGUCGUCGUCCCGUAGCCGUGCUGGGCCCGCUGCGCGAGUGCGUGGCCGGCAAGCUGGUGACGGACUGGCCGCACGUGUUCGUGCGGCUGCGGCCCGACCCGCGCGCGCUCAGGGACCGCGCCGAUAAGGGCAUCCACUGCAUAAUAGACGUGAGCGUACCAAUAAUAGAGAAGCUGCACAAGCAUCAAAUCUACCCUAUUGUCCUGUUCAUAAAGUUCAAAUCGUUCAAGCAAAUCAAAGAAGUAAAAGAUACCCGAUAUCCAGCAGAUAAACUGUCUGCUAAAGCCGCUAAAGAAAUGUACGAGCACGGGCUUAAGGUGGAGAAUGAGUUUAGGAAUUAUAUCUCAGCGGAGAUCCCAGCGGGCGUGAACAUAGCGUACAUGUGCACGCAAAUCAAAGAAGCGGUAGAAGAAGAGCAGAACAAGACCCUGUGGGUGCCGUCCGCGCAGGCCUGACCCCUGCCCCCCACCCCGCACAAGUCCGUCACCUUCUGCAAGCACGAGCGGGACAGGCGGGACAAGCGGGACAAGCGGGAAACACGGGACAAGCGGGACAGACCGGACAAGCGGGA